Messenger RNA from Stylophora pistillata, 545 nucleotides. RefSeq lists its product as uncharacterized. The record is from RefSeq and is a predicted model, not a curated record. NCBI's taxonomy places the organism in Eukaryota, Metazoa, Cnidaria, Anthozoa, Scleractinia, Pocilloporidae.
UGGGAAACGAGUUGAGAGGACGAAUAUAUUUUUAAAAAGUACGCCAUGGCUAAGUUAUGUUUUACAUUAGCUUCGGCUUCCAUCUUACUUUUAACACAGGUUUUUGCCAAAGAAAGUAAACUAUGUUUCCAAAGUUCCUGUUACUUUAUUUCCGAUGCGGAAUCAGGCGGGACAUGGUCCGACAACCGAAAAACCUGUCAAGGGAAGGGUGGCGACCUCGUCUCCAUAGAAACUGAAGCUGAAUGGAACUUCCUCAAGGACCAAAUCCAAAAGCGUUGUAUCGGGCAGCCUAACGAAUGGCAUAUAGGUCUGCAUAAAGUUAACAGGGAUUGGAAGUGGGUGAGUGGAAGCAAGCUUAGCAUUAAGAAAUGGCAGACGACUGUUGGCGCGCCAUCUGGUGAUGGAGAUAAAGCGGUGAUGUCAAAGGAUUACCCACCGGACAAACAAGGGCUGUUUAAUGAUCUUCCAAACCGACAAAAAAGGGCUUAUAUUUGUGAAAUGCCUAAAGAUUCUUCAUGAAGUCAGGAAAAAGUCAGUUAAAAAAA